CUGGGCAAAAAGUUCCACCGCCCGGGUCUGGUAACUGGCGGGAUAUCAAAGACUGGCACACGGGGCAGGACUCCGGGCAGAGCCCAUCGGGCUGGACUCCGGGCAGAGGCCCAUCGGGCUGGACUCCGGGCAGAGGCCCAUCGGGCUGGACUCCGGGCAGAGGCCCAUCGGGCUGGACUCCGGGCAGAGGCCCAUCGGGCUGGGACUCCGGGCAGAGGCACAUCUGGAGAUUACCAGGUGAAGCAGCAGGCAUCGGGCCCCCAGGCGGGGCGACAGGCAUCGGGCCCCCAGGCGGAGCGGCGGGCCCGGGCCCCCCGGCGGGGCGGCGGGCAUCGGGACCCCCGGCGGGGUGACGGGCAUCGGGACCCCAGGCGGGGCGACGGGCAUCGGGCCCCCAGGAGGAGCGGCGGGCGCCGGACCCCCUGGCGGAGCGACAGGCCCCCAGGCGGAGCGGCGGGCGCCGGACCCCCAGGCGGAGCAACAGGUCUCGGGCCCCCAGGCGGAGCGGCGGGCACCGAG
Messenger RNA from Staurois parvus, 519 nucleotides. The record is from the annotation of a GenBank genome assembly. NCBI's taxonomy places the organism in Eukaryota, Metazoa, Chordata, Amphibia, Anura, Ranidae.